Messenger RNA from Centropristis striata (black sea bass), 2707 nucleotides. It is a transcript of the gene map10, whose product is annotated as microtubule associated protein 10. The record is from RefSeq and is a predicted model, not a curated record. Gene Ontology annotation, molecular function: microtubule binding. NCBI's taxonomy places the organism in Eukaryota, Metazoa, Chordata, Actinopteri, Perciformes, Serranidae. Gene Ontology annotation, biological process: positive regulation of cytokinesis; mitotic spindle midzone assembly; cytoplasmic microtubule organization. The transcript has a single exon. Bases 108 to 2537 code for a protein of 809 amino acids. Gene Ontology annotation, cellular component: cytoplasmic microtubule; midbody; mitotic spindle midzone.
UGUUUCCAUGGAGCCGAUGGAAGCUAAAAGCGCUAUUUGAGGAUUAGCUAGUUAGCCGCUAAAUUAGUUAGCUCGUUGGCUUUUUUUGUUGUCACACAGAUUUCAGGAUGUCAGGACGAGAAGACAGUGAUAAUUUAGAGACUCUGUUUUCAUUUGAGCUCUUGGUUGAAUAUAUCCGAAUCGAAAAAGGAAGUAAAGUUUCCGACGAGCUGGCUCUUGGACUACGACUGUUGGAUUUUCCAACGCUGCUUAUUUACCAGCCUCAGCAGAGCAGUGGUGACGCAAACCAACGGCAACAUGAUGGAAAGGAAAAGCAGGGAGAAUACGCCUUUAACAGAGGGAAGUCUUGCUUCUUCAAAAUGAACAUGAACUCUCUGCAUAGCCAUCUGUCAAACACCCCUCUCUAUGCCAUGGUGCUGGAUGUAAAAGAGGAGAUCCCUAAAUUAGUUGGUACCUCACUCAUCUCACUGGGGAAAGCAAUGGACAGAAUCAGACAGGAUGUGACUGAUCAUGGUGUUUCUACUCCCUCAUCUCAUGGUGAAAGGGGGGCUGUUGCUAUAUGCAACCUCACAGGGGAGAAAAUUGGAUCAAUUUCCCUGAGCUACAAACUGCUAAGUCUGGGAGCUAGUUUACUGCCUCAUAUCACAGAAAGCUGUGGUCUUGAAAGCACCAGUCUACCCAGACAACAACAGAUCAUCAUAGAGAAAAACAUCCCACAAUCACUGCUUCGUGACUGUGGAAAUUCUGAUGUUAGCAGACACAUGCAAAACAACAAACCAUCAGAUGAGAAUAGCUUGAUAAAUGAGGAGGACAAUGGUGUUACCAUGCAGAGUGAACACAAGCCAAGAUGCCAAAUGCCUCAAGAAAGUGAAAACAAUUUUGAAGAUGAUUUAACUAUAUUGUGUCCGCCACAUUUAUUCUACAAAAAUUCUGCAGAGGAAAAUCGCAAAAAUGAAGCAGGGGAUUGCAGAUUACUGAAUCGAGACUUUGAGGCUUUUACAUUUGAAGAAGAAGAGACAAGUGAAAAUGAAAUUGGAGGAACAAGUUCUCCAAUGAUGAACCAGAGAGUAAACCAGAAAACAAGUGUGACUUCAAAUGUCCUCGGGGACGCCUUGAGACAGUUGCCUCUGCUAAAUGCUCUUCUUGUUGAGCUGUCGCAGUUGAAUAACCAGAACCCAAACCAGCCCUGCUCUAUUCAUCCCCAUCUAUCUUGGAUUUACAGGCCCGCUUCUGCAGAGCCUUCAGCUGGGCGUGGAAACACACCACGGAAGGCGCAAACAAAGUCGUUACAGAAAACAAGACAAGGAACUAGUCCCAAUUUAAAACUUUUACACUCCCCCAGAAACUGUUCUACACCAGUAGCUAGGCCUGCAAGAGACAAACAAGAAGAGGCUUUGAUUGAGAGUAAAAACUCCAGUAAAUCUCCGAGGCAAAAGCUUGUAUAUGGUACAACUAAAACAUUCAACCUGAGGCUGAAGCAAAUUUCUCCUCUGAAAGUAAAACGCCGUGAAUGCAUGGACUUACUACAAAAUCAGUCAAGCACGGUCAAAGAAAAGGCAAAGUCAAGUCACAAGAUCAUAAAGUCCAGCAGAAGAAAAUCAGUAAUUAAUCAGAGCUCCAGGAUCGAUGAAAAUGUUGAGACAAUGAUGCAAAACAUCACAGCAGAUUCUGCACAACAAGAAACAAUCACACUAAAACACAAAACCCUGCAUGGUAAGGUUCAUGGUAAACAAGACAGAGACUCUCCGAGAAUUUCAGAAAAAAACUCAGUUUCUGAAAGAGACUUGAAAUGUAUUCACAUCCCCAGUGUGGAUUGUGACAGUGUGUCCCAAAACAAAGACAAGAAGAAGCAUUACAGUGAAUCAAAUCAAGUCAAAUCACAGUCUGAAUCUGACAGGCACAGAGAGAAAAUUGAAUCUUCCACAAGCAGCAGCCCCAAAUCUUCAUUUUCAGACUCCAGUGGGGAAGAAAAUGAGGAGGCAGACUACGCUGAUGACUUUAACAGCCUCGAGCCCAGUGAUGCCUACUCCCCGGACCCCAUGAGCAGCCCCGAGCCCUCCAGAGCCAAGACUUCCAGGUCUCCUGUCCGCCUCGACCUCUGCAACUCAGACUCUGAAGGUUUCCACAAGAGAGCGGUCCUCCCGGUACCCAUCAAAGCCCCCAGCUCUCCAGUGCGCUCUCUGAGGGGCACCCACGUCAUCCGGCCUCGGACCCACGCCUCGGCCCUCAGCUUCUCCUCCGAGGAUGGGGACAGAGACGGUUCCUUACAAACUAUAUGCUCCAGAAAACAGAUGAAAGAAAGCAGUAGAGUAGACAGGAGCUCUGGUGCUGAGAGUUUAAUUUCAUCAAGAGGCCAAAGGAGUGGGUCAGCCAAGAACAGCGGCCCUGUUCGAGGACUUUCUCUAGAAUCAGUAUCUUCCUUUGAACCACAUGAGGUGGAGGAACUGGAGGAUGAGCUUGGAUCUCUGGAUUUCAAAAAGGAGUAUCAGCAUAUCUCUGAGCUAGUGGCCAACAAACUCCCUGGUUACACAAUGUAAAGAAAAAUCAACAUUAUGGUAUCAUCAAGGCUGCACUGUUUCCUCGAUCCAAGUGAAACGGUAGUUAGUAUUACUAUAGUGUAUAUAACUGUGUAAAUUUGUUUAUGUUUCAUUUCAGUAAUGAUUUCUGACAACUUCUUUGAAUAAAGACAAGCUUUUUAUGGAAAUAA